CGGAGAUGGUGCCCGGCGGGGCGGCGCCGGGCGGGCCGGGCUCGCCGCGGGAGAGCGCCGAGGGGGCCGCGGCGGGCAGGAAGCAGCGCACGGCCGCCCGCAGGAAGGCCUUCUCCCUGUUCGUCAAAACCAAGGAGGUGCCGGCCGCGUCGCGGUGUCCCGGCGGCGGAGAGGGCGUGCGGUGGCGGUGCUGCCGGCAGGCGUUCGAGGAGCUGUCCGGCAUCCACAGGCACGUGGCCCUGCACCACUCCGGGGACGUCGGGCGGCAGGCGGGGCUCGGUGCGGGGCUCGGUGCGGGGCCGGAGGAGGCCGGGGGAAGCCCCGAGGGCGGUCCGGCCCCGGCGGGCAGCGCGGCCCGGCCGAACGGGCACUCCUGCAACAGCCCGGAGAUCUCCUGGGCGCUCCCGGACACAAGCCAUGUCAGCCAGGAUGAUCUGACUAGCCAGGUGGGAGAAGUGCUUCUCUACUACUGUUACUGUGAGGUGAGGGAUCCAGAGAAGCUCUGUGCUUGGCAAAAGGCUUUGUGUCAGCAUCUACAUCUCACUGGCAAGGUACGAGUUGCUUCAGAGGGGAUUAAUGGGACAGUUGGUGGAAGCAAAGUAGCUACCAGUCUCUAUAUUAAAGUUAUGCUUUCCCAGCCUCUGUUCAAAAAUAUUUUGUGUCAAGAGGAUUUCAAGAGAAGUGCAGGAGGAGCUCACUGUUUCCCAGACCUUCGAGUUGGAGUAUUCAAAGAAAUUGUACCAAUGGGCAUUGAUCCAAAGAUAGUGUCUUAUAAGGAAACUGGAAUCCAUUUAUCCCCUCAGGAAUUUCAUAGAGAAGUAGAACAGUAUUUGUCUCAGGCCACUCAAGGACAAAGCGAUACCAUCUUGCUGGACUGUAGGAACUUCUAUGAAAGUAAAAUAGGACAUUUCCAGGGCUGUCUGGCUCCAGAUAUCAGGAAGUUCAGUUAUUUUCCAAGCUACGUAGAUGAAAACCUGGAGCUUUUUAAAGACAAGCGUGUCCUGAUGUACUGCACAGGAGGGAUUCGUUGUGAAAGAGGCUCUGCUUACCUCAGGAGCAAGGCAGUGUGCAGAGAGGUUUACCAGCUAAAAGGUGGAAUUCACAAGUACCUAGAAGAGUUUCCAGAUGGAUUCUACAGGGGGAAGCUGUUUGUAUUUGAUGAUCGUUACGCCAUUUGUUCCAAUGAAGAUAUCAUCUCAGCAUGCAGAUACUGUGGGGUGCUGUGGGACCAGUAUAAACUUUGUUCCAGUCAGCACUGCCGGCAGCUUGUCCUGACAUGUCCAAGUUGUUGCAACAAAGGUCUUACAGCUUGCUGUCCUGUUUGUCAAGAGAAGGCGCUCAAGGUGACUUCAAGGGCUUCAGGACAGACACUUAAGGAGGAAUGUGAAUGCACAAGGAGACGGCCAAGGGUACCAAUUGAACAUGUCUCACCAAGGAUACUGGACACAGGAAAAGAUUAAGCUGUUUCAUUGGUUAAUCUGGCAUGUGCUCAUGUGGAGGGCUUCUGUAACCAGUUCUCUGUUAAUCAGUUAGGUUGGGAAAUUAUGAAAAUAUGUUGGCUUGGAAAGUCUUGUUCAUAUGCUGCCUUUAAACAUAGAAUAUGCCCUGAAAACCAUCCAUUACUUGCCUGUAAAUUACCAGAGUGCCCGAUCCAUCACCAGCACUACUGGAUUCCUCUCUGGGGUACAGUCCUGUAGUGUGGCCUUUACCAUGGGGAUUUUGGAGCAGAAUAUCUGCAGUGUGGCAGAGCUGCUCACAAUUCAAAAGAAACUGAAGGAAUUCAAGAACAAUUCCAUUUUUUUCUUCCUGCAUGGAGAUCAACCUCUCUGACCUCUCCAAGGGUCAUGCAUAUGCUUCAAUAGUUUGUAGUAAGGUAUGCAAACAGCAGAUUUAUCAGUUUGGUGUGUGUAUGUGACCAAAUUAGAUUCUGAAGAUAUA
Messenger RNA from Cinclus cinclus, 1938 nucleotides. RefSeq names its product thiosulfate sulfurtransferase like domain containing 2 (gene TSTD2). Lineage: Eukaryota; Metazoa; Chordata; Aves; Passeriformes; Cinclidae. The record is from RefSeq and is a predicted model, not a curated record. Bases 6 to 1460 code for a protein of 484 amino acids. The transcript is spliced from 9 exons.